AUGAUGCACAAACAUACCAAGCCCAUCGGCCAGCGCAAGGUCUCGCCGCCGGGCCCAAGCUAUAUGAACAACGACCAGAUGGCAAACUACUUAAAAGACCUCCGAACCAACCGCCCAGCUCGACCAACGGGAUCACGACCGUACCCGGGCAAAUCCAUCGCAUCAUCUCCUGAACUCGAGGACAGCCUGCCUCCACGCGCAGCAUCUGCAUUCGCCAUGUAUCGAACCUCUGAAAGCCCUUCUAAAGAGGAACCCCGCUGUGGAAGCGCCAUGUCCCACCGUCGCGCCAACUCCACUGCCGCCGAAGGUGGUCCAACCGGACGCCCUUUAGCCCAAGAACCACGAUCAGUCUCGGUGCGAAAAAACGUGUUUCCCUCACAGGUCUUCUCGCGCCCCGUUGCAGCAUCGCCAGUUCCCUCUUAUCGGUCUUAUCGCGAAAGUAAACACCGGCAGGAGGAGAAGGAGGAGGCACGGGAGCUACGCGACGCGCUACAGGGGUUAGAUGUGGAAGAUGAUGUUCGAUUGCACCAGGCAGCUCAGGAUGAGGCGACGGAGUUGGUGUGGAUGCAUCAGAAUCCUGGCAUGGCCUACAAGAACCCAUAUGCGCCUUAUCAUAACCCAGACGCCACGGAGAGAGAGCCUUCUAUCAAAAGCCAGACCCGGAAGGGCUCCGUACCAAGCUCUUCCCCGAUCAAGCACCGCCAUUCGAUUGCCUCGAGUGGUUCCUCGAGUGGACCUUCGAGUCCCGAGUUCGCAGAGUCACCCGCCAAGAGGCGCUCGUCUCUCGCUGGGAACUUGAAAAAGAAUCUCAAAGUCAACUUCGCCCUACCUGAAGAGGAGAAACCAACACCUAAACCCCGUACCGUGAGUGGUGAUUCCUCCAAGGGAGUCUUCCGGAAUCCAGAGGACCAUAUCUACGAGGAGCCCGAGGUGACGGACCCCAAGCCCGACUUCUCCAAGUCUGACUCCUCGGUCCUGCGAAACACACCGCGCAAUGCCCUCCCACGACUCGGCAAGCCGCUGCCCUGGCUACAGGGUCGGAAUACCAAUGGUUCAGUACGCGACAAGAUCUCCCAGUUUGACAUCCACAAGAACCCGCCAAGUCAGUCCAAUAAUCCAGGGUAUACAAAGAAUGAGCCCGUUGCACCAUCACCUCCCAGCAAGAAUGAAGAGCCCGUCCCCAUGAAGGACGGAAAGGAAAUCCGCAGCGACGAUAUCCGAGCUGCAACCAGCAAAAGACUCAAGGACCGCAGUGAGAACUUGCCCAUGCCUUCCGCAGUCAGUAACCGCAUGGGCAGGCCCAUCGUGAGCUUUGAUCCGAAAUGGAAACCAAGCGACCAGCCUAAGCCCAAGCCGCAAGCACCAACAGUGGCUCCUCCAGUCCCCAGCAUCACGGUAGCUCCCAGUAUUGAGAUCUCUGAGCCACAGCCUCCUCCACCAAUCCCAGUCAUCAAUAUCCCCGAUAUCAAGGAACCAACGAUAUCCGAGAUGAUCGAGCCAGCCCGGGAGCAAAGCAAGCCGACGCGAUCAAUGACCCAACCCUCGGCCAACCAGAGUCGCCAGCCACCUGUGAGACGACACCCAUCCGAGCCACAGGGCCGUUCAUACACUCCAUACACACGAUCCGGUGUCCCAACAGCCCGUUGCGAGUCCUGCUCACUGUCCAUCUCAGGCAAGAUCGUCACCGCUGGAGGAUGCCGAUUCCACCCCGAAUGCUUCGUCUGCCACCACUGCCAUACUGCCCUGGAAUGUGUGGCCUUCUACGAGGAGCCGGAAGCAUCCCGAGCAGAGAGGUUGGCGCAUAACCCCGACGAAGAGGCGCAUAUCCCGCGGUUCUACUGCCACUUGGAUUUCCAUGAGCUUUUUAGUCCUCGCUGCAAAAGCUGUAAGACACCCAUCGAGGGCGAGGUCGUCGUUGCAUGUGGCGCAGAAUGGCACGUUGGCCACUUUUUCUGCGCCGAAUGUGGUGAUCCCUUCAACUCGACAACCCCCUUCGUCGAGAAAGACGGUUUCGCAUGGUGUCUCCAAUGCCACGGCCGUCGCACUGCGCCCCGUUGUCUGGGAUGUAAACAGCACGUCCUUGACGAUCUGGUCAUCACCGCUAUCGGCGGACAAUGGCACGAGCGUUGCUUUGUCUGCCACGAGUGCGGUGACGGGUUUGGACCCGAGGGCCGCUUCUUUGUUCGUGAGGGUGAACCGAAGCGUACUGCCAAGGGUCGGAUUAUUGGUGGACCUGUGCAGUUGGCUAUUUGUGAACGAUGUGAGGGUAUUCGUCUCAAGGCUCCUGGGAUGUGUUGA
This is a messenger RNA of Penicillium subrubescens, 2298 nucleotides long. Its product is annotated as LIM domain protein. NCBI's taxonomy places the organism in Eukaryota, Fungi, Ascomycota, Eurotiomycetes, Eurotiales, Aspergillaceae. The record is from RefSeq and is a predicted model, not a curated record. Gene Ontology annotation, molecular function: transcription coregulator activity. The transcript has 3 exons. The coding region runs from base 1 to 2298 and encodes 765 amino acids. Gene Ontology annotation, cellular component: nucleus; Z disc.